This is a messenger RNA of Schistosoma margrebowiei, 2187 nucleotides long. The record is from the annotation of a GenBank genome assembly. Lineage: Eukaryota; Metazoa; Platyhelminthes; Trematoda; Strigeidida; Schistosomatidae.
UCGCGGUGUAUAUUUGACAGCAACGUUACCUCAAGUGAUAAGGUGACUUUCUCUUCAGGAGUAAAGUUGAUUUAUGCUUUCCUGUUCUGUACGGAUAAAUGCGGUCAAAGUCUCAACUUAUGUUCCAAAAAAGUAAAUUUCCCCUUUGAAGUUUGGAUGUUGUGAUACUUGUUUCCACCAUAUGACCACAAAAAUUGCAACAGUAGCCAACUUGGCUUUUCAUGCAUUUCAACAGCACUCAGUACGUGCUACAUUGGGCCCAGCAUCAGCUAAUAUUAACAAUGGGAUGGGGGAUUCUCAUCCUUGUACAAAUGGCAAUUCUCCAACACAUUCUGACAAACCCGUUUCCCCAACUCUUCCGGUAAAACAUAAACAUUUAUCGGAAUCUUUAUGUCGUUUGCUAGCAUGUGUUCGCUCUCUUACUCCAAAAGAUGUUGGGUUUGAUGUUCGAUGGAUCUCUGAUUCAAAUAUAUCAUCUGCUCCAGUCGCUUAUGUGCAUAUUAUGGAAAAUGAAGUAUUUUCCAUGGGUAUUUUUAUUUUGAAACCUGGCUCUCGUAUACCCUUACAUGAUCAUCCGGGAAUGUAUGGGAUUUUAAAAGUUUUAACCGGUUCUGUACGAUGUCGUAGUUUCACACGAUUGAAAAAUGUCAAAUCAACAACAGAUUUAGGAAACUAUAAACCAUCGUUAUCGGUUUUUGAUGAUUCAAAAUGGCAAUUGACCGACUUAAUCAUUGCUCGACCACAUCAAGAUACAGUCCUAUGUCCGGAUCAUCAACCUUGUUUGCUUUUUCCAGUCGAAGGUAAUUUACAUGAAAUUACUCCAGUUGAUGGCCCGGCAGUUUUUCUCGAUAUACUAGCUCCUCCAUAUGAUCAUGAUUUAGGAACCAGAGAAUGUCGAUUUUAUAAAGAAGUCAUCAUACCACAAAUGAAUUCUAAUUCACUAUUAUCACAGAACAACAACAAUAAUAAUGAAGAACUCUCAUUUUCAGCUGAUUCUUCAGAUCCUGAUCAAUGCACAAAUCAGUCAGAAAAAGAUUCAAUUGUUUAUUUAGUUGAAACAAACCAACCGUCAGAUUAUUGGUGUGAAUCUGCGGAAUAUAAUGGACCCAGUGUAGUUUAGUAUUACUGAAGAGUGUUUUUUUGUUAGAAAGAAAAUAUUGAAUUUUUUCCCGUGGUUCUUUAAUUCUACUACAUCAGCUUAUCACAUUCACUAUUUCUAAGAACUUAUUAGCCUCAUUAUUAUUAUUUAUCAUUAAUGAUUCAUUCUCGCGGCAUUUUUCACUGUUCAUCCAAUUUUGAAUAUUUCAAUCUCUCUGCUUCUGUUACUCUCUAUUCCUUUUCUCUUUCUUUACUUAUGUGAUAAUAAAAUCAGUUUAUAAUUUGAUGUACAAAUUCACUUCGCCUCAUUUUCAUCAUAAUACUGGGCAGUCCAGUAUUCUGCAUUACUUUUCACACAUCCGUAUACCCAUUCUGUUUUAUGCGAUGUCUUUUCGGUUAAUACCGUCAUGUUUAGUUUAUUCUUGCUUUUGUUUACAUUUUAAGUAUUUAAAGAAAUCUGUGUCGUUGGUGUUGUUGUUGUUAUUAUUAUUGUGGUUUUUCAUGGUGAAAACAAAACACAGAGAAAAUCAUUGUACAUGCACCCUUGUUAUUCAUGCUCUCAUAGCAUCAUUCUGCUGAAGUUAUUUCCUUGAUUGAUGAUUAUACUAGUGUUGUUAGUAGUGGCAAUCUAUUCAUCAAAGUAUUGUUUCAUGCGUACGAUCUAAUGUUUUGCUGCUUUUGUUUUUCUCCAUGUAUCCCCUAAUGUUUUAUUUCCUGUAUGUGAUUUUUGUGGUCAGAUCCAUUCAUAGUACUUUUCUUUGUGGUGAUAGUAGUAGUGGUAGCAGUAUCGAUAAUAAUAAUCAACUUAAAAGUUAUCCCUUCCAUAUUUAGCUCAUUUCAUUACUGAGUGCGAAAACACUAUUUGUACUAUACACCUAUAAAUAUGCAUAAAUUUAUAUAACAAUUUAAAAACAAUACAUACUUCAUACAUUAUCAAGGCUGAAAUUGAAAAAAAAGAAUAUUAUGUUGAUUCAUGUAUAUUUCAACGUUUUUUAGGUACUACACUUGCUUGUAUCUAUAUUAUUUACUGUAAUGAAGAUAUAUGCAUACAUAAAUGUUCUUUUACGUGUUAGUGUAUAAAAUUUCUGC